This is a messenger RNA of Lactuca virosa, 476 nucleotides long. NCBI's taxonomy places the organism in Eukaryota, Viridiplantae, Streptophyta, Magnoliopsida, Asterales, Asteraceae. The record is from the annotation of a GenBank genome assembly.
CUCUUAUUUUCCGAUUUACUAGAUCCAAAUCAUCAUCUAAUUCACAGAAAUGGCAAAGCAAAAGAUUGUGGUGAAGGUCACAAUGAACACUGAAAAGAAAGCUCGUAAGGCUCUUCAAAUCGCCGUUAGUCUCUUCGGUGUGGAAUCAGCUUCUCUCGUGGGUUCAGAUAAAGACCAGAUAGCAGUGACAGGAGAAGGAAUUGACUCAGUUGAACUGACGACCUUGCUAAGGAAAGGUGUCGGAUACACAGAACUAGUGAGUGUUGGUCCGGUGGAGGAGAAGAAACCAGAUGCCGCAAAGGAAACAAAUCCCACGGUGGCGUCACAAAAUUUCAAUCCGUACCAAUACUACUACGGCAACUAUGGGAUGCCUUACUAUGCAUAUGCAUAUGAGAUUUGAGAUAUUAUUAAAAAUGGAACAGAGUAGAAGAAAUUAGUUUUAUAUUGCUGCAUCAUUAGCAUAAAUUUUCUAUGGG